This is a messenger RNA of Schistocerca nitens (vagrant locust), 1086 nucleotides long. RefSeq lists its product as uncharacterized. The transcript has 8 exons. NCBI's taxonomy places the organism in Eukaryota, Metazoa, Arthropoda, Insecta, Orthoptera, Acrididae. Bases 74 to 958 code for a protein of 294 amino acids. The record is from RefSeq and is a predicted model, not a curated record.
CAGAAAACACAGCGCCAGCAUCCGGUCCUGUUGUUGGUAUUCACCAUUUUUAUUAACAAAAAUAACUGGGAAUAUGAUGCACAAGAGCUUACAAACAAUGCAAGUCUUCAUUAUCACAUUGUCAGCAGUGGCAAGUAUUCUCGCUGAAGACAAUGAGAUUCACCCAGUGAAUUCUAGUCCAACUCAAGAAAUUACACAGACACCAUUUCACAACCACGAAACGUCUGGACAUGAUCUUGUUCCAAUGAGAGCAGAUGACGUGUUGCUGCAGGACAGAUGGCCAAAUAUGAAGAAACCAGUUCCUUAUACAAAUAGUGCUGGAAUGUCAAAUGCCAUUGAUGCAGAGCCUCAGGCAUCAGCUAGUAUAUCCUAUCAAAUUCCACACACUGGAUUUCCUGUGCCGAGCUUGCCACAGGGCGUAGAUUACUAUGGAACACCUUAUCAACCACUAAAUAAUUUCUUACCUCUGAAGGAGCAUCCUACAGGCCACAGGCUAGAAGAGGGUCACGAAAAGCAUAUCACAGCUAAGGAUGUCGCAAUGGCAUUUCUGGCUUAUAUGGCUGUUUUAAGCAUUUUACAGGGUGGUAUAUUUACACUGAUUAAGGAUCCCCCAACUCUGGGAAUUGUUACUUCUGCUCGAAAUAAAAGAGAAACAAUGGUGCCUGUGCCAGUUAUUCCUGAUUCAUCUACUCCACCACAGGAGCAGUCAUGGAUACUUGGAGAAGAGAAGCAGAUAAGAUGUAUACAAAGGAGUCUGUGUGCAGUUAACAGACAGUUAAAGAUGGAGCUUGGCAUCACUGGAAGGAUAUUAGGCCAGUAUAUAAGUUCAUGGACAGCAAAAUCUGUAGAUUCCAGUUGGAUGCGGCUAAUUGCUGAUGCUGGUUUGGCUGGAAUGAGGGGAGUUGAUUGUGAUGUGCUCUACAGAGGAUGCAACAACGACAAAGGAAAUCAAACUUAAUUUAUGUUCCAGUUAUGAAUAAUAAUUUUUUUAGAUACAGUGUGAUAUACUGUAACCAUAUUAUAAACAUUAUUAUUCUUGUUAACAAAUAAAAGAACCAAUAUAUGUAAAGAAAUUAUUUUUGGUUU